AACAAAGGACAAUCGGUGAAGAAACCUAACCGGCUAUUAUAUUAUAUAGCCAUUAUAUAUGAUACGUUACCGAACCCAUCUGCAAGAAAUGGCCAAUUAGUUGCUUUUGGAUAAAUCAACGUUAAGAUAAACGCCAUGAACUUUGCACGUCUGGGAAUCGAGCAAGUGCUCUUGCGAGGACUUAGAACUCCUCGCCAGCAGCUCCAGGCGCAGUGGAUGACGAACCGGCGAAGGUGGCUGGCUAGUGAAGCCAUUUCUACGUCUCCGACAACAGCACCCGCUUCUCCUACACCAACUGUUCCCAGAAAACAAGCUCAGGUUCAGGUGAAACCAAUGCCGAUGGCCGAGGAGCGCCUAGAAUCCAUACUAUCGCCCAUUCGCACCAGAAUCAUUCGGAAGAAGCGAUUGGCCAUCGAUGAACUGUCCGCUCUGGGCUUCCUCAAUACCCGUGGCUUUACGACUGCCGAAGAGUACAACCUAGAAGAUCUGCAAAUAGCGCUUCGUGAACAGAAUCUGUAUGAAACAAAGCGUUUCUUUUCCACAGACAAUCUGGAUAUGGAGCAGAACGUUCUCUUUGUGGCAGCGAAAUAUCCGACGGGACAGCAGCCACGAGAGAUAUUCUUUUUCCGCGAGGGUUCGGUGGUCUUUUGGAACUGCAGCGACAUCGAGACAAACAAUGUGCUGAGUUUCCUGCGCUCUUUCGAAAGGGAAUCGUAUGUGAGUGCCUUGGUUCACGGGGAGAGCGAAGUGAUGCCGUACACCUAUAUACCAUCGACUGCGGUGGAUGUGGAGGGCGAUCUGGUGGCUGAAAGCAGUGAUUUUAAUGUGACGUCGCGUGCCUUCUUUCAGAAUGGCAAGUUUUUUGUCACCGCCGAUACAGAUAGUUUUUUGUACAAGUACACAUUCUCCAAUGCAAUGGCGCAGUCGAUCAAGUUAGGCAUUUGGGAGGCCACACUGGAUCGGUAUAUAGAUUCCAUAGAGCAUCUUACCGAAGAUCUGAAGCGGGGCCGCCGACUGAAGAUCUCACGGGCGGCCAUGCUUCGCAAAACUGGCGAACUCUUUGCAUUGCGUCAUGUGAUCAACCUAUCGUCGGACCUUUUAGAUGCCCCCGAUUUCUAUUGGGAUCGAGAGGAACUGGAGGCACUUUACCUGCAGGUGUGCUCCUACUUUAGUAUAACUCGUCGCACCAAAGUGAUGAACGAGAAGAUCAACCAUUGUGUGGAACUGGCCGAACUGGUUUCGCACAACCUUAACGAUGCCCAUCACAUCCGUUUGGAGUGGAUGAUCAUUAUCCUAAUCAUGGUGGAGGUGGGUUUUGAGGUACUGCACUUCGUCAGAGAUCACAGUGAUUCCCACAAGCUUGAGGUUCUGCCCUUGGCAGCUCCUACCUCCUCAAUUUCCAAAUAACAUGUAAGCCUAGUUGAGGAGUUUUGUAAUAUAUUCAUGUUUGGCCCAAAUAUAAUAUUGUUAGCGUUUGAUUCUGGAAAACUCA
Drosophila eugracilis is the source of this 1492-nucleotide messenger RNA. Its product is annotated as required for meiotic nuclear division protein 1 homolog. Gene Ontology annotation, biological process: positive regulation of mitochondrial translation. The transcript has a single exon. Lineage: Eukaryota; Metazoa; Arthropoda; Insecta; Diptera; Drosophilidae. The record is from RefSeq and is a predicted model, not a curated record. The coding region runs from base 136 to 1407 and encodes 423 amino acids.